Messenger RNA from Magallana angulata, 2222 nucleotides. RefSeq lists its product as uncharacterized. The coding region runs from base 204 to 1715 and encodes 503 amino acids. The transcript is spliced from 6 exons. The record is from RefSeq and is a predicted model, not a curated record. Lineage: Eukaryota; Metazoa; Mollusca; Bivalvia; Ostreida; Ostreidae.
AUUGUUCUAUAUAUACUGUAGGAGGGAAGGAAGGACGUUAAUGUUCCCAAAGGUACAGGUUGUAAAUCCUAUACAUGUAGUUUGUCAGUCUUUGCAGAUGGAAGCACGCUGUAAUAAGACGCACAAAUUCCAGUUCUAGAUGAAGUUUUCCGUGUUAUAAAAAUAACCGCGGCAAAGCAAUUGAUGAAAAAUUCCGGAAAACAAUGGCUACGUCUCUUCCUACUUCGCAACACUCAACGACUCAAGAGGUCUAUGGGAAAUCAACCUCUCUCAAUGAAACCAACACAAGCACCAAAGCGAAUUGGAUUAGUAUCAUGACGUCUUCAACAUUACUACGAGACCAUUCGACGACUGCUUCAAUGAACAUGUCCGUGUCCGAAAUGCCCUCAACAGUUACCGUUAUGGCCGCAGACAACACAACUGUUAAUUAUACCACCACGGACAUAAUUUCAGGCCAAGGCAUCGACAUCCUUGACACAAUAUGGGCAGGCUGGUUCAUGAAGCUAGACAUCCCCACACGAAUUGUGAUAAUAACUCUGCUGGGUUUGGUUGUACUGUUAGCCAUUGGUAUCUUCGUGUGCUGCUGCUGUUGUAAAAGACACCGAUGCGGAAAAUCCAACAUAAUGAGAAGCGAUCCAAGGCGCGUUUGUUCAGAAGAAAGACAUUACACAUUGCCGACCCGACUUACAAAACUGGGGCAGGACCUGACUCGUCGUAUUAGUUCUAUGUGGAUGGACCGAGAAGCGGACGGAGAGUCCGACAGGGCGGUAAGAACUCGCUACUCGCCCAGAAAAGACCGGACCCAGCGCAUGCCCUCUCCGACUCCGUCCACGACCGACAGGCCUUAUAUGGAUAUGUCUCUACUGAGGAGAUCCAAUAAAGAGCAGGAUGUGCUAAAAAGUUCGGACGACACUGACAACCUGUCGUCUAAAGGAUACGUUGAAGUGAAUCGGAAACCGCAAAUCGACCGGAAAAAUCUUCCACUGCCUCCUCCGAAACCUCACCCCAAGCUUGCCAACACAGACGGGAAUGAUAGUCUGAGAUUAAAAAACGUUACGAACGUCAUGGGUAGCCAAGAUCACCCGGUCUACAACCCUCAAAUGCCUGCUGUAAACUUCCAGAUUGUUCCAUCAUUACACGGUCCUACACCGUCAUUCUCUGCUUGCCAACAGUGCACAAUGGGAUCAAUGUGUAGCUAUGCCCACGGAGCUCACUCAGUGGUACCCAUGUCCAUUCAACAACCACCAGUGUCCCAACCUAUGAACAUGUUCAAUAACCGAAUCUAUAUGCCAGAAGAGUCUUGCAGUUCUUCUGUGGUCUAUACUUAUGGACAAGGGUCAAAUAAACCACCGUGGAAAGGUAUGAUUGGCCAUCCAUAUUACAACGAAAACCUACCUUAUGGCCAUUGCAUACCGGAAGUGACGGAAGACAGUGAAGAACGUGACAACAGCAGUAACAUUCCCUCUUUUGGAUUUCAUAAUGAGACUAAUAGCAAAAAAACCAAUUUUUAUUCUUUGGACAAAUUUCAGUCCAAGAAGGAGAAGCAUUCAUACGACAACUUACAAGACCAGGAGCCCAUGUACAGCGAUCCGAUAGAACCAACGAAAGGGGACAGGUGGAAAGAACCGCAAAAAGGAGCACCCAAGCCUCGCUCUCGGAAAUUGAAGGCAAUGAACAGCAUUGGUUCCGCCCGAAUGUCAAUGGAUUUAAAAUGAAGGGAACUUACUGAAAAGUUACACACAUUACAGGGAUAAAACCCAGCUAUUGGAAGCAAAUGGUUUCUAUUUCACAAUGAACUUCAAGCUAAAAGAUAAAGACCGAUCAAUGCUAGCGCGGUCGUACGCAUAUCAAAGAUACAGAAUAUAAAUGUGGUGCAUAGAUGUAUAUGUUAGAAUUCUAAGAUUAAUUACAAAUUGAUGUUAACACACUACUUUAAAAUGUAACUUUGCAAAAUGGUGCAAUGUCUUAAUUAAGCCUUUAUUGCAAAGACGGCUAUUUUUGCACUGUUAGUUAUGCCAAUAAUCAGUGUUUGCACGAUAUUAAUAGUUUCAAAUGUUGGCAAUUGUACAUAGGAUACAGAGCCAAUUUAGAAAUACAUGUAAAUAUAAAAAUACAUGGUACCUCUCGGCUAUACACUUGGUUGGUUACGGGAUUCCUAUGAAGCAGGAAGGAAUUUUCAGAACCAUCUGUACCGGAGGAGUUCAAUAAAUAUACUAUAUAAC